UUUCUCACUCAAACAGAGCAAACCAGGAGAGAGAGACUUGGGAACAGCAUCACGGCUGGCUGCACUGAUUGAACAAUGUGUAUGUAAAAUGAACCCAACUUUCUCUCUCUCGAGCUCUUCACUGUAGGGUUUUUCUCUCUUUUUCCUUUCACCAUUUUUCUCGGAACUUGUGCUCCACAUCAACUCUACGCAGAGACUUCAAACUUCCAACUCAUUGCAGAGUCUUGAGUCAGGCAAGCCUUAGUUAGCUUUGUCCUCUUCGCUGCUGAGAUAAUACAAUAUGCAGACCACUAAAUCGAGACCUGGUUCUCUCGAUGUCACUCCAAAACCUUCUCCUGCCACACCUCGUACAGCCCGGAAGCUCAAAACUUCUGGAUCAGAUCCCGAUUUGUUUUCCUCACCAAAGAGCAAAACACCUAAGGAUAAAAGUCCUAAAGUUGUUGGCCGAUCUCCACGAAGCCCAGCAAUAGAGAAAAAGAGAGCACCGAGCAGAGUGUCUGAAUUGGAGCCUCAGCUGGCUCAGCUGCAGGAUGAGCUGAAAAGGGCGAAGGAGCAGCUGAGCUCUUCCGAGUCAUGGAAGAGGAAGGCUCAGCAGGAGGCGGAGGAAGCUAAGAAGCAGCUUGCAGCUAUGUCAGCUAAACUCGAAGAAACUCAGAACCAACUGAAGGAACUCUCCGACUCUGAGGAAGCUCGACUACAAGAGCUACGUAAGGUUUCUCAAGACCGAGACAGAGUUUGGCAGUCAGAACUGGAGGCUGUUCAGAAGCAGCACUCGAUGGACUCUGCUGCCUUGGCUUCUGCACUGAACGAGAUUCAGAAGCUAAAGCUUCAACUAGAUCGGGUUACUGAGUCUCAAACUUCUCAUGCUAGGCAUGCUGACUCAGCUCAUGCUGAGAUUCAGAGCCUGAGAAUCGAGCUUACGGAAACUCUCGAGUUGGUCGAGAAUCUCAAGAACCAGUUGAAUGAUAGCAGAGAAUCGGAAGCUCAGGCCAUGGAGGAAGUUGGCAAAGCUCAAAUGCUGCUGGAAGUUGUCAAGACUACAGAGGAAGCUCUGCGGUUGGAGCAUGACAACGUCAGGGAAUCCUACAGCUCGUUGCUGGCUGAGCUAGAUCAGUCGAAAAACAAAGCAAAUACACUUGAGGAACUUGCCAGCAAACUCCGGGCUGAUCUUGCUAAAAGUGAAAGUGAUGCUAAGUCCUUGUGUGAAAAUGGGGAUAAACAUGAGCAGGCAGAGAUGUUGGAGCACGAGGUUGAUAGUCUGAAACGCGAAUCAGCAGAGUUGAGGGACGCCCUUGAAGCAGCUGAAAAAAGAUAUCAAGAUCAGUACCUCCAGAGCACGUUGCAGAUUAGAGAUGCGUACGAGCUAGUGAAGCACUCGAAAUCAGAAUCGCUGAAGAAAGAAUCCGAAUUGGCGGAAAGGUUGAGAGAAUCCCAAGUUGAGAUUGAAGAGUUAAAGGAAAAACUGAUGGAAAAGGAACAGGCAUUGCAAAGUGUUCCAUUGGACAACAACAACUUGCUGAAUCUUGAUGUGAAAGAAAAGAAUGUUGGAAUCGAGUUAAACAAUUCAGAAUCCGGCCUAGAAGAUCUGAAAGCAAGCUUGUCAGAGAUGGAGACACAGCUCCAAAGCAUCACUGAAGAAAACAAGAUGCUCAAAUCCGAGAUCUUGAAAAGGGAGGUGGAGAAAAACAAGGCAAACGACGAGGCCCUUGCUUCAACAGAGGCAGCAAGAGCAGCUGAACAAGAGGCCCUGAUGAAGCUCGGGCACCUAACUGAAGAAGCCGAUAAAAGCUGCAGAAGAACCACGAGGGUCACUGAAGAGCUCGAUGCUGCUCAGGCUGCAAACUCUGAGAUGGAGGCUGAAUUAAGGAGGUUGAAGGUGCAGUCAGACCAGUGGAGGAAGGCGGCUGAGGCAGCUGCCGCCAUGCUCUCCAAUGGCAACAACAAUGGGAAGUACGUCGAAAGGACAGGAUCCUUGGACUACCACACAAUUGGUGGCAAGUUAGGGCUGCCUUACUCAGAAGAUACAGAUGAUGAGUCCCCUAAGAAGAAAAAUGGGAACAUGCUGAAGAAAAUUGGUGUGUUGUUGAAGAAAGGGCAGAAGUAGACAACACAACUAAAGCUCUUUAUGGUUUCAUUUCAUUGUCCUAAAUAAUUGAAUGCGUUCUUGAUCAGAUCCAUUUGUGACUUUUUUAGGUUUAUUCUUGUCUGAAAUUUGCAGGAGAACUAAUGCAGACAGUUACCAGCAGUAAUCUUGUAUAGUUAUGCUCACCUGUUAUGAACUCUCUCUCUCUCUCAUCCCAUUUUGUGUAACCUGCAAUUUGUGCUGGUUUUUGGAGGAAAAUUGUUGUAUGGUUUAUUAGUUAGUUGUUGGAGCUGUUGUAUUUUGUAAUCAGUUGGUUUAAGACCCCUUCAUCUUUGAAAUACAAGUACAUUUCUGAA
Molecule: messenger RNA, 2439 nt
Organism: Salvia hispanica
Lineage: Eukaryota; Viridiplantae; Streptophyta; Magnoliopsida; Lamiales; Lamiaceae
Gene: RIP2
Product: ROP interactive partner 3
Source: RefSeq, a predicted model, not a curated record